AUGGCAAUUAUGUAUGAUUCGAAGAAAUUAGACAAACAUCAAAUCAACUAUAUUUUAAAGAAAUAUCAGUAUAUUUUAGUUUGUAACAAAUUCAUAGUUCACAUAGACCACCCUAAUUUAGUGAACUACCAAACAAUGAAAGAAGCCCAAUGUAGAAUUAUCAGAUGGUUGGAUUUGGAGAGUAGUUUUUUAUGUCAAAUUAGAAACGGUAAAAAGUGCAUCAGAAAAAGAUUCGAAAUGGUUAGAAGCGUUUAA
This is a messenger RNA of Dictyostelium purpureum, 255 nucleotides long. RefSeq lists its product as uncharacterized. The transcript has 2 exons. Bases 1 to 255 code for a protein of 84 amino acids. The record is from RefSeq and is a predicted model, not a curated record. Lineage: Eukaryota; Evosea; Eumycetozoa; Dictyosteliales; Dictyosteliaceae.